Malassezia globosa CBS 7966 is the source of this 873-nucleotide messenger RNA. RefSeq lists its product as uncharacterized. Gene Ontology annotation, cellular component: mitochondrion. Bases 1 to 873 code for a protein of 290 amino acids. Gene Ontology annotation, molecular function: enoyl-CoA hydratase activity. NCBI's taxonomy places the organism in Eukaryota, Fungi, Basidiomycota, Malasseziomycetes, Malasseziales, Malasseziaceae. Gene Ontology annotation, biological process: fatty acid beta-oxidation. The transcript has a single exon. The record is from RefSeq and is a predicted model, not a curated record.
AUGAUGUUUGCUCUGCGUUCGGGACUCCGUGCGAUUACGCCGCGCGCCGCUGCGCCAUUGUCAUCGCGUGCGAUGCUGUCGACGUCUGUGCCACGCCUCAUGCCUGUGGCUGACUCGGCUGCUGAGUACACAUGCAUUCAGGUCAGCACACCGAAGGAGGGCGUGCGUCUUGUGACGUUGAACCGGCCCAAGGCGUUGAACGCGCUGAACUCGCAGCUGUUCCAUGAGCUGAAUGACGCGGCUGAGAAGGCUGAUGCUGACGCGAGUAUCGGAGCCAUCGUCGUCACCGGCAGCGAGAAGGCUUUUGCGGCCGGCGCUGACAUUAAGGAGAUGCGCGACAUGAGCUACGGCCAAGCAUACAAGACCAACUUCCUUGGCCAUUGGUCGAAGCUGACUCAGGUUCGCAAGCCCAUUAUCUCUGCUGUGAAUGGAUAUGCGUUGGGCGGAGGCUGUGAGCUAGCGAUGAUGACAGACAUUGUGCUGGCGUCGCCGAGCGCCGUGUUUGGCCAGCCUGAAAUCAAUCUGGGUGUGAUUCCCGGCGCUGGCGGCACGCAGCGCCUGACUCGCGCUAUUGGCAAGAGCCGCACGAUGGAAAUCGUACUGACUGGCCGCAAUAUGACGGCCGAUGAGGCUGAGGCGGCUGGUCUUGUGGCUCGUGUUGUGCGUGAAGGUAGCGUCGUCGACGAGGCUGUGAACGUCGCAAGCAAGAUCGCCAAAAAGAGCCAGAUCGCGGUGCAGGCUGCUAAGGAGGGCGUCAAUGCUGGUACGUAUUCGAGACUGUCACUGACUAUGAUCACCAGCCUACGAACUCACGCUUGCGGAGGGCAUCCGUCUCGAGCGCCGUCUGUUCCAGGCACUCUUCUCGACGCAUGA